This is a messenger RNA of Thunnus maccoyii (southern bluefin tuna), 4246 nucleotides long. It is a transcript of the gene slc25a10b, whose product is annotated as solute carrier family 25 member 10b. Gene Ontology annotation, cellular component: mitochondrial membrane. Bases 849 to 1709 code for a protein of 286 amino acids. The transcript has 11 exons. Gene Ontology annotation, biological process: phosphate ion transmembrane transport; malate transmembrane transport; thiosulfate transport. The record is from RefSeq and is a predicted model, not a curated record. Lineage: Eukaryota; Metazoa; Chordata; Actinopteri; Scombriformes; Scombridae. Gene Ontology annotation, molecular function: oxaloacetate transmembrane transporter activity; malate transmembrane transporter activity; thiosulfate transmembrane transporter activity.
UUCAGGACUUGUAAUGGAGUAUUUUUAGACUGCAGUAUUUUUCACUAAAGUAUGUGAAUAUACUUCUUCCACCACUGCUGUAUCCAGUCAAAGACUUGUUUUUCAUGAAAUACAGCCGCCUCUGAUUAAACCUCAUAUUGUACACUAUAUCAUUCUUUAUGUAGUUAACUUCACUGUAGUCUUCAUAACCUGUGACACAACGUUAUAUUCAGACACGAUUUUUCGUGGUAGUAACUGACUCUUCUGCUCGGGUGAGAAUGUCGAGUAUUGUCCUCUUAAAGAGACAGGCUGUAUUUUUCGACUCUGCACAGCUGCAGGAAGGAUGCGUGUCACUUUAAAACCCGCGUGACAGUUCGUAGUGGUGAAAGUGGAGUAUGUGAGUUUGUGCUGUUCGUGGAUUUAGCUUUCUCAUACCCGGCUGUCGACCUUUGGAUCUCAGGCCCCGGGGCGGGUAGGCAGCUCCGUGGUCCACGGUGGCAAUUGGCUGCGCUCCUCUCCUCCGUGUACAGCUGCUUCCUAUUGCGCUGCGCAUCGUGGCCACAACACAGCAGACAGUGUGCACACACACACACACUUUUUUUUUUUUUGUACAUGCAUACACGCACAUUAUGUGGCGUGAGUGUGCGUGGUGCUGCCGGAGCCCAAAGUCCCCCGUACCGUGGCGCAGUCUCUUAUCGGAAUGUUUGAAUAUUAACGAGGUUAUCCGUGUCCUGUAGACCACAAGCUACUGCCAGCUAUACCCUGCAGGCCAGGAAGCCGACAGAGCGGGCGGGCAAGCGUGUCGAGGCGGACUGGGAGAAAGGAAGUUACCGCUGUAGCUGCACCGGACAACGGCAGAGCACGGAGCCAUGACCGAGAAACGCAUGUCACGGUGGUAUUUCGGUGGGCUGGCGUCCUGCGGGGCAGCCUGCUGCACGCAUCCUCUGGAUCUCCUCAAGGUACACCUGCAGACACAGCAGGAGGUGAAGAAGAGGAUGGUGGGGAUGGCUGUUCAUGUGGUGAAGAACAACGGAGUGCUGGCUCUUUACAAUGGCCUCUCUGCUUCCCUUUGUCGACAGAUGUCCUAUUCCCUCACCAGAUUUGCCAUCUAUGAGACAGUGAGGGAUAUGAUGGGCAGCACAAACAAGGGCCCCAUGCCCUUCUACCAGAAGGUCCUGCUGGGAGCCUUCGGAGGUUUCACUGGUGGGUUUGUUGGCACGCCGGCUGACAUGGUGAAUGUCAGGAUGCAGAAUGACAUGAAACUACCACCAGAACUGAGGAGAAACUAUAAACAUGCCAUCGAUGGGCUCUUCAGAGUCUUCAGAGAAGAGGGUGUGAGGAAACUGUUCUCAGGAGCCACCAUGGCCUCCAGCAGAGGAGCGAUGGUCACUGUCGGACAGUUGGCGUGUUAUGACCAGGCCAAGCAGCUCGUGUUGGGAACAGGGGUGAUGGGAGACAACAUAUUGACACACUUUCUUUCCAGUUUCAUUGCUGGAGGCUGCGCUACGUUCUUGUGUCAACCACUGGAUGUACUAAAGACGAGGCUGAUGAGCUCAAAAGGAGAGUACACAGGGGUGACACAUUGCUUGCAAGAAACUGCCAGGCUGGGGCCCCUGGCAUUUUACAAGGGUCUUGUCCCAGCAGGGAUCCGCUUGAUUCCUCACACAGUGCUCACCUUCAUCUUCCUCGAACAGCUCAAAAAAUACUUCGGCAUUCGUAUCAUCUCCUGAGCACGCUCUCUGUUACCGGCCACUCUCCGACCCCCGCCGACGCUGUCACCGCCGUACAUGAUACCCCAUCAUCGCUCUGCUCUUACCAUUUACAAGAAAAGAAGGGAAGAAAGGAAGUCAUGUAGAGUUUUAUGGGCUCGUGCAUGUUUUCCUUUUGCUCUACCUCUGUCUCACGGCUAGAAAUGAAAUGAUUUUGAAAAUUAACAGCACCAACUUCUGGGAUUGAUGAAUAUUGAAACAACAGACCAUUUACUCUGUCAAUAUAGAUUAUCAAUAUGAUGCUAAGAAGGUGAUGGUAAUGGGGUUAUUAGAAUGACCUGCCAACUUCAGAGAGAAGAUUAAAAUGAGCUCUAGCAGAUGUUUAAUUUGAGUGUCCAUUAUAAUUUCAGGUACAGUGAGGUACGUGUCAGGACAUACUCAGAUUAAGUGUUAAUUUUGAUACUGUCAUGAUGAUGGCAGACUAAAUAUUGUCUUUGACUAAUUCCAAAUCAGAUCUUGUGAUUUAUGUUUUAACCUCUACAGUAAAGCUCAAUCUACCAGUGGUGUAUAGCAGAAAUGUGUUUCCUGUAGUCCUCUACAACACUUAGGACUGUGUUGAUGAUUCAUUACAAAGUACAAAAUGUACUUGAAAAGCUGUAAACUAACACAACGUAGCCUUCAUAUCAGUGCCAUUCUGACCAGAGAGUCUAUAAUAUUUCCCAAAAGCCAUUACUAAGACAUGACUGACUGAACUGUUUGUAAUUACAUCAUCAUUCCCAUUAGUGGUGACCAAGUGUGACGCACCCUACAUUUUACAGUGUUGAUUUAUUUGUUUGUCUUCUUAUUACCUAAUUAUUAUUAUUUUAGAACUGGAAAUCAAUUACUAAUACGUUCAAAUGUCAUUAACUUUUACCCCUUUGCUUCAUUCCAAUCCACUGUCAUCAUUUCACUCUCAAUCUUUUGAAGAGGGGAGGACCAAGCUCGUUUGUCUCAUGUUUUUAAGCAAGGUGAGAGUUAGUGGGGAAACUGUGAAGCAGAUGAUGAUUUUUUUUUUUUUCCUUUUUAUUAACAUAAUUUCUGUACAACCACUUUAUCUCUUAAAUCUUACUGUUUGAAUAGAGAUGCCAGUUGAUGAAGCCUGUAGAGAACUGCUGUACAGUACAAGUGUACGUGUAACAUUUCCCUCUGUAAUGUUACUGUUACGUCUAGCUGAAUGCAUGUCAGACUUUAUGACUCAGGAUGCUACUCUCUUUUAUAAGGCACUUUAUUAAAACCCUGGACUCGUACGGACUAACCUGCUGCAUAGAAACAUGCUGUAUACUUUAACAUGUUCUAAAAGUAUAAAUGAAAAUGUUUUGAAUUUAAAAUGUUACUGGUUACUAUGGAGAGCAAUCUAAUGUUUUGCAGUUCUGAUCAGUUAUUGUCCCAUGAUAAGUUUGGUAACGCUUUAUUUUACAGGUCCUUUGAUUUUAUACAAAUUUCCUGGAAAUAUUCUGUGUAAUUUGCAGGUAUAUAACAGUUAAUUUUUAGGACAUUUUACAGAAAGGUGGUGGUGGAAUUUAGUAAGAAAUUAUAAGAAAAACAGGAAAAUUUUUAAGUGGUUUAAUUGGAAAGUGUCCACUCAUUAUAUUUGGGUUCAUAUGUAGUUGUUAAUGUGCAAAAAUACAUAGGUUUCAAUGUAUAGUUUUGUGUGUCAUACCACAUAUUGGCGUAUUAAGUUUUUUUCUUAAAAGCUCUAUAAUGAGCACAUCUUAUAUAUUACCAAAUUACAUAACUUUUUCAAAGAAAUGUCCUAAGAACAAGAAAGAUAUAACACUGCAGCUACUUUUAGGAAAUUAUAUGCUAAUACAUAUAUUGUUUGACACACAAAACUACACACAGAAAACUUAAGUAUUUUCUGUCAGUUUGUUAAGAGUCUAAUUUAGUAAGAAUCUUUGCAAAUUAACAACAAUGUAUUUAACCCAAAUAUAAUGAGUGGGCACUUACAACUAAACCAACUUAAUACUUUUUUUUUAAUUUUUAUUUUUUAAAUAAUUUGUACCAAACUGCACCAUGCUUGUUGUAUAAAUUAACAGUUUAAUACCUGCAAAUUACUCAGAAAACUUCCAGUAUAAAAUGAAGCGGUCUGGAAAAUAAAGCUUUACCUUAAGUUUCACCUUGGUUCGGUGAUAUAAUGGUGAAACUAAACAUUCUCUGUGCCGUGCCUGCUAUGUUGCCUUACAUUAUCUGUCCUGCAGGGGACAGUAUAGUAACGUGUGAAUGAUAUCAAUGCCAACAGCCUGAAGGAUCCUCCUAUGAGCAUUUUAAUAACCCUGCACUCUCAUCCUAGGAUAAAUUAAAAAGAGAGCGACAAGCUCAGCUCAGCCUGAGAGAAUGAGUGUGUGAUGCAUGUUCAUACGUUCAAGAGUUCCUCAACAAUGUGAGUUACUAUUGAUCAGCCAGUAUCAGUUAUUGUAAGCCCAACUUUGUGAACACAGAAAUGAAACGGGAGGGACCCACAGUGUGAAUUUUGUUGAUCAUUAAUUAAUGAUUUCGGAAUUAAAAUAUGGUGGAAAAUA